Molecule: messenger RNA, 1280 nt
Organism: Aspergillus steynii IBT 23096
Lineage: Eukaryota; Fungi; Ascomycota; Eurotiomycetes; Eurotiales; Aspergillaceae
Exons: 1
Coding region: 478-822 (114 amino acids)
Source: RefSeq, a predicted model, not a curated record
CAUCGAUCGAUUCCUUCCCGAAGAUUCCCUGUUUCGUCUGUUUCGUCUUUCGUCGGGAUAUCUCGUCCCUGCCUGAAUUGUCAGGUCGCCCUUUUCUCUUCUGAGAUCCCUUUUUUUUUUUUCUCCUCUCUCCAACCCUCGACCUCUUAUCGAGUGCUUUUCCCUCCAGUUCCUCCUUCCCUCAUAUCCCUCUCUUCCCUUCUACUUACUCCCCUCUCAUCGGAUCCGGUAUGUUUCCUCUCGUUCUUCCCCUCUUCUUCCCCCUCUCCUUCCGCUAGUCGCUCCCAAUUCCCCCUCAACUGCCACCUGCCAACUCCCAACUCCAACCCAACCCAACCCUCGACUUGGGCUAACCUGCGUUGGCGCACAGCUUUCCCUGCCUGUCGUGUCUCUCAAGCGAUCCUCAUUUCCGCGUGGGUUUUCCCGUCGUCUGGUUUUCGGUAGGUAUUCUGCAUCUCCCCUCACUGCCUCGUCCCGAUGACGCAGUGCGACACUACCUUUCCUCUCCUCUUUUUUCUGGUCACUCCGGUUCCCGUGUGGUUGCUCGGUGGUAUGACCUUGCUCGAUUCGGCGAGAAAAGGUGUCUGGCAUUCGUCAUAUUUCUCCGGGGCAAGGUCUAUCGGCGAUCUUAUUUCCGGUUCUUCGUCGCAUCCGCGCGGGUUUCAUGACCUGGGACCAGAAGUCCCACGGAGGGUUGGAACCGACGCUGCGAAGACUCGAGAGGAUCCGGUCGUUUUUGUCGCGCACGCUGCUUUCCAUUUCAUUCUUCUACCUCGGCGCAAUUUGCUAACCCCCUGGUGUUCGCAUCGCAGGUCCGCUUGAUCUGCUGCCGUCAUUCUUGACCUUUCGCAUUCUUCCCCGUUUUUCUCCGCCCACCCCUACGCCUCCUAUAUUUCCCUCGAAUAUACUGGCCCCGGUAGCGCCCAGGAAUCCGGAUCUCAACGCUCGCCGUCAGACGGUCCCCGAUCGGUUUUCGCAUCCACCUGAACUUCUUGCGAAGAGUGGCAACGUAUCCGAAGUCGCAUCUCGCUGGGUUUCGAGAGUCGCAAGGAAUACUCGAGGUCGCAUUCGUCUGGAAUCGCUUCCACUUCUGCAAUUAUCCGGCAAAGGCUUGAGACAAGUGUCUUGGUUCACUUACGGUCAGUCUAAGUUGGGCAGCGUCGACAAAGCUUGCAACCCCCGCCCGGGAUUCGACUUGAUUCGGUGCGCUUGGAGUGAUAUUGCAGAGAGACAUUUGGAGAAGCCGUGAACGCGAGACGGUUCGAUAAAUUCGUGGUUGC